Messenger RNA from Lachancea dasiensis, 1326 nucleotides. NCBI's taxonomy places the organism in Eukaryota, Fungi, Ascomycota, Saccharomycetes, Saccharomycetales, Saccharomycetaceae. The record is from the annotation of a GenBank genome assembly.
AUGGGUAAGUUAUCUCAGUUUCUGUUGCAUCCUGUGGAGCUUAAGGCUGCCUUAAAACUUAAAUUCAUCAGAAAACCUUUAUUCUCUCAAGACCAAGCCAAUGCAUCACCAGAAUUGAAAAGGUGCUAUGAGUUGUUAGGUCUCACUUCUCGGUCGUUCGCUGCCGUGAUCAUGGAGCUACAUCCGGAGAUGCGCAAUGCCAUCAUGCUGUUCUAUCUCAUCUUGAGAGCAUUAGAUACCAUUGAAGACGACAUGUCGAUAGACCCUGAGAUCAAAGUACCACUUUUACGUGAGUUUGACUCGAAGCUGGACCUCGAGAACUGGUCUUUUGACGGCAACAGUCCUACGGAAAAGGAUCGUUGCGUGUUGGUUGAGUUUCCCUGUAUUUUGAAGGAGUUGCACAAGCUGAAAGCAGAAUAUCAAGCUGUCAUCAAGGACAUGACCCACAAAAUGGGCAACGGAAUGGCAUCCUACAUUCUGGAUGAAAACUUCAACCUGAACGGCGUCUCCACUAUCAAAGACUACGACCUAUACUGUCACUACGUGGCAGGGCUUGUGGGUGAUGGUUUGACACAGCUUUUUGUUCUUGCAGGCUUCGCCUCAGAAGACCUAUAUGCUGAAUCCACACAAACGUUUGAGGGCAUGGGUUUGUUUUUGCAGAAGACAAACAUCAUCAGAGACUACGCCGAGGACUUGGAGGACGGGCGCUCUUUCUGGCCUAAGGAGGUCUGGUCGCUUUACGCCGAUAAAUUGGUUGACUUCUCUCGUCCAGAAAACACCCAAGCGGGUGUCAAUUGUAUCAACCACUUGGUUUUAAAUGCUCUAAGCCAUGUUGAGGACGUGUUGCUGUACUUGAGCUCUGUGCAUGAACAAUCUUCGUUUCAGUUCUGUGCUAUCCCUCAGGUCAUGGCUGUUGCAACGCUAGCUUUGGUAUUCAACAACCCAGACGUUUUGCAUGAAAAUGUCAAAAUCCGCAAGGGUACCACCUGCUAUCUGAUCUUGCAAUCCAGAACGCUUCGUGGAUGCGUCGAAAUCUUCCAGUAUUAUUUACGUGAUAUCAAGAAACGUCUACCCGUCGAGGACCCUAACUACCUCAAAAUCAAUAUUCAGAUUGGCAAGAUAGAACAAUAUAUCGAGGGAAUGUACCAAGAACAGCUACCUGCUGGUGUGGCACCUAACGAGACAGUUAUUUACAAAAAGGUUCAGGAAAGGACAGUCUACGAUUCUAAAGUUGUGCCAAAACAGGUUGAUGAGGAGUACCAAUUUAACAUGGCCAUUACAAUGGUCUUGACCGUUGCUGCUGCUAUCUUCUUCUAUUUGAAGUAA